UUUCACGAAGUCAUGCAGCUUUGCUACAUGGUUUCUGUGAUGUGGUGACGGCUGGGAAUCUCAUACCUCGGCUCCAGUACACUGAGAAGACAUCGAAAUCCAGAAUUAUCAAUGACUGACAAUGGCUGGUCGUCAAGUGCAAUGUAUUGGGAGUUGUUUCUUGCAGUCAUGAUUUAGUUUCUGGAUCCAUGUUGAAGGUGAGAGUCAAACCAGGAGACAACAUCACUCUCUACUGUGACUGCAACAUAUCAUCUGGAGUAUACAUAGUGUGGAACAGGAAAUGCUCUCAUGAGAAUCAGCCUUCUCUUAUCCUUGUAGUAGAUCAAGAUUUAUUUAAGGAUCCUCAUUUCCAAUUUGUGAGAAACUUUUCUUCUAACUCCUAUGACCUGCUGAUCACAAACAUCACUGAUUCUGAUGAGGGCCUCUACUACUGUGGAACUAAGCAGUCAAGAGUGGAGGAUAAAGAAUACAUUACUCAAAAAUAUGUUUACAGAUAUGGCAACGUCACAACAAGGAUCCUAUUGGACUCCUGUGUGCCUCAGCAUGACACUCCACUCAUGCAAGACUGUGGUGUGUGCUGGACGCUGCUGUUCUCUCUGUGUCCAGCUUUCGCUGUUCUCUCCUCUCUCCUCUCAGGUUUUCUGGUUUAUCACCUCUGUCGGAAAAAAGCUAAAGAACCUGAAGCUGAUCAGCAAAGACCUCAAACAAGAAUGAAUCAGGAUGAAGAUGUGUGUUAUGCUGCAGUGGAAAUCCGUCAAGCGUCACAGAGAUCAAAGAAGAAGAAAACCCAGAGUUCUGACUUCUGCACAUAUUCUGCCAUCAAUACAUCUAGGAUGUAGAGAGCCUAAAGAACAGAAAAGAACAAACAUUAUAAAUUGUAUAAUAAUUAUUGUUUGUAAGUGAUCAAUGCUACUUCACCAAUAGACCAUAUAUUAUAUAUACCUAAAAUAGAAGUAUUUAAAAGCUCUGUACCGUGAGCUAGCGAUAGAGCGGAAGUUACUGGUUGUAUUUAGCCGCUACAGAGCUCAGAGACGCCGGCUACCAGCAGCAGUUGUUUAGCUGCCAAUAGGUGACUGUGAGCCGGCUACAGGCAC
Perca fluviatilis (European perch) is the source of this 1094-nucleotide messenger RNA. RefSeq lists its product as uncharacterized. The record is from RefSeq and is a predicted model, not a curated record. Lineage: Eukaryota; Metazoa; Chordata; Actinopteri; Perciformes; Percidae. The transcript is spliced from 5 exons. Bases 189 to 839 code for a protein of 216 amino acids.